UGGUAAAUUGGUAAUAGAAAAAGAUCCCCAUUCGAAAGCCAUAGCCCCAUAAAUAAAGAGCUUCUUAAAUUGAUCUUGGCAUUGAUCAAAAUCAUAUACAGUCUUUCCCCUUUUUUUCUUCAUCCUUCACUCUCUAGACACUACCUUUCAUUUUUUUGCUCCCCCCUCGUGAUGUUGUUGUACCGUGGUCAAAAGACAUGCCAAUUUUCUCCCAUAAGGUCAUUCAGAAGACACAAAAACCAAUUAACAAAACACCAAAAAGAGCUCAGCUGCACCAACUCAGGCUGCCUGUUUUGCAUCAUGAAUGAACCGGACCCGUCCCUGAGAAGAUCCGGACUAUCCAGAUGCUUCAGCCGAUUACAUCAGCAUCAAGUAGAGGAUGACGACGACGACCUAGUCAUCACCUUAACUGGGCUGUGGAAAAUCGCGCUGGCUAACCCGGAUGACCCCGAAUUCCCGUCUCUGGGUAUUUUUGAUUGCAUGGCCAAACUCAUCCACAAGUGCAUCAAAGGCAGGAAAUGGUUUGCAAGAGGGAACAACGUGUGCAUCCCUUAUUACGCCGCGCAUAUAAUCGGAUCUUACACUAUCAAUAAGGAAAGGUUGGCGGAAAUUGCAGUUAAAUCCAACGUUAUUCCGCCACUUAUGGAGCUUAUGAAGGGUAAGUUUACUUGGGUUGAGCAGAGGGUGGCUGUUAGGGCCCUCGGACACAUUGCUAGCCAUAAAAGCACUUUCAAAUCCAUUGCGGUUCAUGAAGAAGAAAUUAUACACUUAGCAGUGAAGAUAUCUUCAACAUGCUUUGAUACUGUCUGCAGGGAAUUUCUUCGCUUGAAAGUUGAGGAAAGAGUGGGAUAUCACCGUGAUCUCAUGAGUAGAGGUCAACAAUAUGGAGGUUUGGAAAUGGAGAAUCAAAAGGCAGAGGAAUGGGCUAGUCAACUCCAGUGCUGGUCUCUCUAUCUUCUCAACUGCUUCACUGUUCUACGAAUUAGUUCUAUUGAUUUGAUCUGUAAGAAAGACUUCUUAGAAGAACUCUGCGAUAUGUGGGGAGGUUUCCAGAGUAUCAGCUUAUUUUCUGGUGUUUGCUUGAUAAGGAGCAUUUGUUUAACUAAAGAUGGGAGAAGAAGAAUUGCCAGUUCGAGAGUAGUUAUAGAAGGUCUUUGCAACUUGUCUAGGUCUUCUGAUGAAUGGCAACGCAAGGCAGUUGAGAGCAUUCUGUUACUUCUUCAGGACCAAGAAACCAGAGCUGAAGUGAUAGAUCUUGUUCUUCCAUACAUGGUUGAUUUGGUUGAACUUAAAAUCGUCAAAGGAGACAGGGUGGCCAACGUAGGAGAGACAAUCACAAGAUUGCUUCUACAAGAUUACGGGAGAAUCAAAUUCGGUCAAAUGGCUUUGAAGAAACAGAAAUCUCAGAGUGCCCUUGAAGAAAUAUGGAACUUAAAAGUGGAGAGGAUAAAAAGGGAUGACAUGAUAUCUGAAGAAGAAUUCAGAGAAAGGAAAAUCAAGGUAGGAUUGUUGAAACACCAAGGAAACCAGAAAUUCUGGGCAGGAGAUGCCGAGGAAGCGGCAGAAAAGUAUACAGAGGCUCUGGAUUUGUGUCCAUUGAAAAUGAAGAAAGAAAGGAUUGUUCUGUAUAGUAACAGAGCACAGUGUUAUUUACUACUUACAGAAGCAGGAUUAGCCAUUAGUGACGCAACACGAGCCGUGUGUUUAUCUGGUUCCGUGAGGCCUCAUCUGAAGAGUCUAUGGCGAAGAUCGCAGGCGUAUGAUAUGUUAGGAAUGGCUAGACACAGCUUGAUGGAUUGUUUGAUGUUCAUCAAUCACAAGACCCAAUUCAAAACCAAGAGAAACAUAAAGGUUCCAUACUACGCAGUCCGCAUGUUAGACAAGCAAAUCAAUGCCACAAAAGCGGUAUGUGCCACAAGCAAAUCUGAGCAGGUUGGGACAAAGAGAUAGGUUAGGGUUGUUGUACUCAGAUUCCUGUAUAAAUCUGGUUUUUAAGUGUCAGGACUCAUUGUGUUCUUAGCUAUUACUCUACCGGUCUACCCAUCCUAAUCAUUUUGGGACAAAGGAAGUGAAUGCAUCGGAACACUCUAAAUCUAAUAAAACUUAAAGGGCUUCAAUCCUUCAAAGCCUUUGUUUAUCCACGCGAUUACUAAUGUGGGG
This is a messenger RNA of Oldenlandia corymbosa var. corymbosa, 2160 nucleotides long. The record is from the annotation of a GenBank genome assembly. NCBI's taxonomy places the organism in Eukaryota, Viridiplantae, Streptophyta, Magnoliopsida, Gentianales, Rubiaceae.